Messenger RNA from Pleurotus ostreatus (oyster mushroom), 267 nucleotides. RefSeq lists its product as uncharacterized. Lineage: Eukaryota; Fungi; Basidiomycota; Agaricomycetes; Agaricales; Pleurotaceae. The transcript has 2 exons. The record is from RefSeq and is a predicted model, not a curated record. The coding region runs from base 1 to 267 and encodes 88 amino acids.
AUGCAUUCUUGGAGCCUGUUCACCGUCUUCGCUCUUGUUGCCGUAUCAGCUGCGCUCCCUGUUGCUAGAGAAGGCACUGGGGAAAUCACAGCGUUUAUGGAUAUCCGUGCUGAAAAGCCAGUAGAACUUACCGCAGUCAUGGAUAUCCGAAGUGUCGACAAGCCAGUAGAGCUUACGGCCGUGAUGGAUAUUCGCGAGAUCAAAGAGCUGGGAGUAAACAUGGACAUUCGAGAAAUCAAAGAAUUGGGAAUCAAGAUGGACAUUUAA